Molecule: messenger RNA, 1050 nt
Organism: Setaria italica (foxtail millet)
Lineage: Eukaryota; Viridiplantae; Streptophyta; Magnoliopsida; Poales; Poaceae
Product: ervatamin-B
Exons: 2
Coding region: 30-1031 (333 amino acids)
Cellular component (GO): lysosome
Molecular function (GO): cysteine-type endopeptidase activity
Source: RefSeq, a predicted model, not a curated record
CCAGUGAUACUAGUUAUCACAUCCACCACAUGACCAUGGCUACCGCCUCAGCUUCGCUAGCUAUCGCCCUCCUGUUCGCCAGCUUCCUGGCAGGCACGGUGUUCGGUGAUGAUGCCAUACCUCUGCCCAUACCCUUGUUGGAGCGGUUCCAUGCCUGGCAGGCUGAAUACAACCGCACCUAUGCGACCCCAGAGGAAUUCCAGUACCGCUUCAAGAUCUACUGCGAGAAUGUCAAGUUCAUCGAGACCAUGAACCGGCCCGGGAACUCAUAUGAGCUCGGUGAGAACCAGUUCACUGACCUCACCCAAGAGGAGUUCGAGGACACGUACCUCAUGAAGCUCGAUGAGGUGGCCUCGGCCCCUGAGGCCAUGGGACAGCUCGGCACCAUGAACGUGAUGGGCAACGCCGAUGAGGCCCCCAACAGUGUGGACUGGAGGACCAAGGGAGCCGUGACACCGGUCAAGAACCAGCAGCAUUGCGGCUCUUGCUGGGCGUUUGCCGCGGUGGCGUCCAUCGAAGGUGUUCACAAGAUAAACACAGGACGUCUCGUGUCGCUGUCGGAGCAGGAGAUCGUGGACUGCGACCGUGGGGGGAAUGACCACGGCUGCCAUGGCGGUCACCCUAGCUCCGCCAUGGCAUGGGUCGCACGCAACGGCGGCCUGACCACCGAGUCGGACUACCCGUACGUGGGAAGGCAGGGACAGUGCAGGCGCGACAAGCUUGGUCACCACGCGGCCACGAUCCGUGGCGGCUGGGCGGUGCAGCGCAACAAUGAGGCCAUGCUGGAGAGGGCCGUGGCCAGGCAGCCGGUCACCGUGCUCAUCAACGCGAGCCGGGCCUUCAAGUCCUACAAGCGCGGGGUGUUCUCAGGCCCCUGCAACACCUCCCUGAACCACGCCGUUACGGUUGUCGGGUAUGGCGCCGACACCGGUGGCCGCAAGUACUGGAUCGUCAAGAACUCGUGGGGGCAGACGUGGGGCGACACUAGUAGAGAAACGACUUUCCAUCCACCCCCUUUUGUCCCGGUUUAAAGUUGGCCCGGGAUAAAAG